Molecule: messenger RNA, 1301 nt
Organism: Cygnus olor (mute swan)
Lineage: Eukaryota; Metazoa; Chordata; Aves; Anseriformes; Anatidae
Product: filamin-A-like
Biological process (GO): actin cytoskeleton organization
Molecular function (GO): actin filament binding
Source: RefSeq, a predicted model, not a curated record
CCUAUAGACCCCCUAUAGACCCCAUAAAGACCCCCUAUACGUCCCCUGUACCCCCUAUAGACAGCAAGGCGAUCGUGGACGGGAACCUGAAGCUGAUCCUGGGGCUGGUGUGGACGCUGAUCCUGCACUACUCCAUCUCGAUGCCCGUGUGGGAGGACGAGGACGAGGAGGAGGCGCGGCGGCAGACCCCGAAGCAGCGCCUGCUGGGCUGGAUCCAGAACCGCCUGCCCCAGCUGCCCAUCACCAACUUCAGCCGCGACUGGACCACGGGGCAGGCGCUGGGGGCCCUCGUCGACAGCUGCGCGCCAGGGCUGUGCCCCGACUGGGAGAGCUGGGACCCGAGCCGCCCCGUGGAGAACGCGCGCGAGGCCAUGCAGCAGGCGGACGAGUGGCUGGGCAUCCCCCAGGUGAUCACCCCCGAGGAGAUCGUGGACCCCAACGUGGACGAGCACUCGGUGAUGACCUACCUGUCCCAGUUCCCCAAGGCCAAGCUCAAGCCCGGCGCCCCGCUGCGCCCCAAGCUCAACCCCAAAAAGGCGCGGGCGUACGGCCCCGGCAUCGAGCCGACGGGGAACGCGGUGAAGCAGCGCGCCGAGUUCACGGUGGAGACCAUCAGCGCGGGGCAGGGCGACGUGCUCGUCUACGUGGAGGACCCCGCCGGGCACCGCGAGGAGGCUAAGGUGGUGGCCAACAACGACAAGAACCGCACCUUCUCCGUCUCCUACGUCCCCAAAGUCACCGGCUUGCACAAGGUGACGGUGCUGUUCGCGGGCCAGCACAUCGCCAAGAGCCCCUUCGAGGUGCAGGUGGGGCGCGCGGCGGGCGACGCCAGCCGGGUGACGGCGCAGGGCCCCGGCAUCGAGCCCACCGGCAACGUGGCCAACAGGAGCACCCACUUCGACAUCCUCACCGCCGGCGCAGGGCCGGGCGAGGUGGAGGUUUGGGUCGUGGACCCCAGCGGGCGCCGGGACACGGUGGAGGCGACGCUGGAGGCGCGGGGGGGGGGAGGGGGGGCCCAGCGCUGCACCUACCGCCCCCGCACCGAGGGACCCCACACCGUGCACGUCACCUUCGGGGGGGCCCCCAUCCCCCGCAGCCCCUUCAGCGUGCACGUGGGGCAGGCCUGCAACCCGUCGGCGUGCCGCGCGGUGGGGAGGGGGCUGCAGCCCAAGGGGCUGCGGGUGAAGGAGCCGGCCGACUUCAAGGUCUACACCAAGGGCGCCGGCAGCGGCGAGCUCAAGGUCACCGUCAAGGGGCCCAAGGGCCUGGAGGCGGUGAAGCAGAAGGACCUCGGCGACGGC